Molecule: messenger RNA, 2006 nt
Organism: Austrofundulus limnaeus
Lineage: Eukaryota; Metazoa; Chordata; Actinopteri; Cyprinodontiformes; Rivulidae
Gene: hormad1
Product: HORMA domain containing 1
Source: RefSeq, a predicted model, not a curated record
UACUUCACAUUGAACCAAUGGGAUACAAAUAUUGGCCAGAAAGCUGCAUGAUUGACAGAGCAUUGUCCAAUGAAAUUGGAAGAUGUCCAUAGUGGGGGCGUUGCAGGGACCGCGCGCGCUUCACUGCAUCGACACAAAGUACAACACAACAUAUUUAAUAUAAUCUACUACGGAACAUGUACUCAAUAUUUUUAACAAGAUUUGCGUUACUUUUGUGAUUGACCAAAAUACCAGUAAUUUCACUAAGUGUUUGCUGUAGGUGUUAUUGUUUUGUCUUUGCCAGAGGCUCAACCAAGCAGCGAUUGGUAAACGAGCGAAUCCUCGGCUACAACUAGAGGGUCGUUGUUCGCGGUAGCAACGAAAACCUAAAAGUUACCAUUUAACAUAUUUAAUUGAAGAUUUUUGUCUUUAUUCACCAAAGAAUGGCAUGUGCACAGCAAGAGAGGACUUCACAGGAUGCAGGGUUGCUUUGAUGCCAUCGAGAAGAAAUAUCUGCGGACUGUUAUAAUGUCUAUUUAUACAGACCCAAAGAACCCACAGAACGUGACUGAGUGUUACCAGUUUAGGAUCCAGUACACUACAGAUGGAGCACAUGUGGAUUUUGAAAGCAACAACAACCAGAAGUUGUCAACAAUGUCAUUUGGAAACACUAAGAAAGCCAGCAUCCUGCUGGUGAGGAAGCUCUACACUCUGAUGCAGAAUCUGGGGACACUGCCAGAAAAUAUCUGCCUCAACAUGAAGCUGGCAUACUAUGAUGAUAUCACUCCUCCUGACUACCAGCCGCCGGGCUUUAGGGAGGCUGACGGCGACAUAAUGGAGUUUGAGCAAGAACCAGUCAGACUGUCCAUGGGAGAGGUGGCCACCCCAUUUCACUGCGUUAAGUUUGACAUGAUCACAGAGAAACAGAGACUGGAGCGGGUAGAGGAAAGUGUUUCUGUGAAGCAAAAGUGGGUUCUGAAGAUUGAGGAUGAUGUCAUAACGCAGGGUACAGUUCCCAAACAGGUGGAGAAAUCUGACGACAACAACACAGGCCUGGAUAACACCGAGGUCCAGAUGAGCUGUGAUGAGAAGGAUGGAACCUGUGAGAAAGUCACAAAGAUGAAAACUUUGGUGAAGGAAAAAUCUGACAUGGACGUGAGCAUUAAAAGGACCAGGAGCGGACGGAUAAUCAAGUCAACAACGGAAGCAAACCUGACUGUGAACAGCAAGCUGGCAGAGACAGUGAAGGAAAAGAUGGUUUCUCAGUACGAGAUCCUCAGCAGUCAGGAGUCGUCAGCCUCUGUAGCCAAGAAGAAGCGCAAAGUCAGCGAGCCUAAAGAUCACUGUUGACCUCUCUGCUCUCAAAGCAGUGUCCCUUUGUUGUUCCAGGUUUUAGGUUUGUAAUACUUUUCAUUGUAAGCAAGUAAUGCAGUUUAUAGUUUUAAAAGAAAAAACAAUUUGAAGUCUGGACAAAUAGUUUAAAGCUUUGUUCAGUUCAGUUUAUUUGACUGACAUACAGGUUUAAAAUAUUUUUCAACAAUUUUAAUAUUCUUUGACAAAACUGUGCUGCAGUUUCUGUGUUUGUUAUCAUUCUUCAUUAAAGCUAGCACACGUAUUUCAUUAAAAUAUACACGUUUUUUUUCUGAAUGCGAUUUUGGCAACUUUUGACUGGAAGAAAGAAAGUGAAUCUUAUGUUUUAGUCUUCCCGUCAUAGUUGCUGACUUACAGCUAGAUAUUUUGAAAGAUUUGCCAACUUUAAAUAGACAUUAUUUAAACACAAAUUGCAGUGGUUCAUUUGUUAAAUGUAAUUGUGUUUUAGGACCCAUAUUUUUAAAAUGUGCUGAAAUAGAGAGAUGAAAUUCAGUUCUUGAGGCCAUACGAAACAGUUUUUUUUUUCUUUAUUUGGAAAAAUAAAUGUUUAUUUUAACUUUGUUUCUGUAAAAGUGGUGUAGAGGGAAAAAAAUGUUUCUCAAAUGUCACCAUUUGCAUGUGUGGUGUCUUAAAUAAAGCUGUUAAGUGAAAGUGGA